Molecule: messenger RNA, 798 nt
Organism: Brenthis ino (lesser marbled fritillary)
Lineage: Eukaryota; Metazoa; Arthropoda; Insecta; Lepidoptera; Nymphalidae
Source: the annotation of a GenBank genome assembly
AUGUCUUUCAUCUUAAAACGCACCCUUGGUGCUGGCCGCAACCUUGGCCGUGCAAUACUUAGCAAUAACCAAUACCCAGUGCUUCAACGAAUUGCUACAAAAACUGACCAAGCCGCACUUCAAGUUGAGACUCGACCCACUGUAGCUAAAUUAGACCCUUUGCAGAAAUCUCAAUUGGUUGACUUUGGUAAAUAUGUCGCAGAAUGUAUGCCAAAAUACGUGCAGAAGGUACAAAUUACAGCAGGCAAUGAAUUAGAAGUCUUGAUUCCAUCAGACGGUGUUAUUCCCGUCCUCCAAUUCCUGAAAGAUCAUCAUAAUGCACAAUUUGCUAGUUUAGUGGACAUUGCCGGUAUGGAUGUUCCUACCCGCCCUCAUAGAUUCGAAAUUAUUUACAACCUACUGUCUCUCCGUUACAAUACCAGAAUUAGAGUAAAAACAUACACUGAUGAAUUAACACCAAUUGAUUCGGCUUGCGAAGUUUUCAAAGCGGCGAACUGGUAUGAAAGAGAAAUUUGGGACAUGUAUGGAGUCUUCUUUGCUAACCAUCCGGACUUAAGAAGAAUUUUGACUGACUAUGGGUUUGAAGGACAUCCAUUCAGACGAGAUUUCCCACUUAGUGGUUAUGUAGAGCUUCGCUAUGAUGAUGAGCAGAAGAGAGUUGUUGUGGAACCUCUAGAGUUGGCACAAGAAUUUAGACGGUUUGAGUUAAGUGCACCAUGGGAACAAUUCCCCAACUUCAGAGGCAAUCCUGUGGCUGAAGAAGUAGUUAACCAAUCAGAUGAUCAACCCAAGAAAGAA